AUGCCUUAUACGCCGCCCUCUCGGUCACCCGCUUCCUCAAUCUCUGCCUCUCCAGACGUCAGCCGACGCUCUUCCUUUCAAAAUGGUCCUCGUCCCUCACUACCGCACUCGGCCUCGUACCUAAACAAGCACCGUCGCUCACCCUCCAUCACAACUAUUAGCACCGACCAACCAACAGCCGUCCAGCCUCCUCCAACUGCCAGCUUGCGACAGUCCCCUCCCCCCGUCACAGAUGUACGCCUUAUCCCUGCCGGUGCCGUCAUUUCCCCUCCCGAGUCUGCCUCUGGCAGUGAUGAUGAGUUCAAGGCCGCGUCCGAGGAUAACUUGAAACACCUUCGAGAGGCUGUAAGUCAAAUAUCACAAGGCACGCCGUUGUCUUCGGAUGAGAACCUCGCCGACGCGGCCAAUGCUAUCCUCGCCCUGUCGCCCAUGCGCAUGGGCUUCAGCACCUCGGAUCUAUCGUCUUAUCCCAGUUCCGGCCCCAAGGUUAGCCACAGCCGCUCCGCCACGGAGCCACAUGCCAGCUUUUCUACAUCCGCCGACAACUCGGCCACCAUUUCCUCAGAGUCUGAAGAGGAUCUCCGCUAUAAGCCGCAAAUGGUCAGGAAGAAAUCUGGCGAGCUUGUUCGACCUGCUUUACGCGGUUCCUCUCGCCGGCGUCCCCUGAGCAUGCCAGGCACACCCGUCUUCUCCAAGGCUGUCCACUUUGACUCACACCUUGAACACGUUCGCCACUUCCUCCAGGUUGAUCGGCCUCUAGCUGUUAGUGCUGGCUCGUCUCCGGUCGAAGCCUAUGAAAGCGACACUGAGUAUCCUUUCCUAAACGGCCCCCAGACACGAACACCCCCCUUUGAGUGGGAGCUUGCCACCACCAACUUUCCUCAUGACAACAACCUAAUUCGCCGAUCCUUGCCGGCUCGUUUGGAAAAGGUUUGGCUGUCCAAGGAUCAACAGUCUCUACAGGCGUCCAUCGACGUCGCCAACCUGGCUUUUGAGAAGCUCAUUACCUGCCGCUUCACUCUGGAUGGGUGGAAGACAACUUCUGAAGUCACUGGGGAGUAUACCAGCUCCAUUGACACGCGCAAAGGCACCGCUGGCCACGACCGUUUUACCGUGUCUAUUCAGCUGGCAGAUACGGCCAACCUAGAGAGCAAGACGCUCUUCUUCUGCAUUCGCUACUCGGUUAAUGGCCAAGAGUACUGGGAUAAUAACAACGGCUCCAAUUUUCAGGUCGAUUUCCACAAGAAACACCUGCCUCAGCGCGGCAAAGGCCAGUUUCAGGGCGCUAAUAAGACCGCUGGCAAUCUGCCACGCAGCAGCCGCCGACAGAGCCACUCGACUGGCCCGAGGCCAAUCUCGAUGCCCGCGUCGCUCGACGACUUUGCCGAUCACACGGGCUUCCAAUUCGACCAGCCCCUGCACGAGUAUCUCGGUGAGUGCGGCACCGGUCUCCGCCUCAAGUCAAAGUCCUUCAACAACCUGGCUAGCGACAAUAUUAUCAAAUCGCUUGCCACACCUAGCGGGGCUGCUUUUGCCAAUCGCUAUGACUUUGGUGCUUCUCUGGAUGCCGUCAAGUCUCGCAAGGACGCGUCCCCCAAGGAGGCCGACACUCUAUAUAUGAAGGGCAACACCAAGGGCGCGGAUGCCACCAUCUCUGGCGCGCCACAAUUUGUGGCCGCGGCCCCUAGCACGGCCAUUGCCAACUCCUCCUACGAGGAGCUUGUCAAUAAAUAUUGCUUCUUCGGCGCCAAGACGUCUCCACAGGAGACGCCGCUGCGGCCCAAGGUAGACACGACCGACGCCAAGAUACUCGAAAAGUAUCAGGUAUCGCCGCCUACUUCUCCUGCCAAAGAGAGCGUCGCCAGGGUGAAUACGAUCGAAUAUGCCACAGCCCCGUCUGUGAUGCGAUCCGCCUCUCCCAGCUUUACGCCUUUCACGGGCACAUCGACGGCCGACAUGGCUUUUCACACACAGCAGACGCCAGACCGAUUUGUUUCUGCGACUGCGAUCUGGGGAUGA
Molecule: messenger RNA, 2019 nt
Organism: Beauveria bassiana ARSEF 2860
Lineage: Eukaryota; Fungi; Ascomycota; Sordariomycetes; Hypocreales; Cordycipitaceae
Product: carbohydrate-binding module family 21
Exons: 1
Coding region: 1-2019 (672 amino acids)
Biological process (GO): regulation of glycogen biosynthetic process
Cellular component (GO): protein phosphatase type 1 complex
Molecular function (GO): protein phosphatase 1 binding; glycogen binding
Source: RefSeq, a predicted model, not a curated record